This is a messenger RNA of Dovyalis caffra, 3468 nucleotides long. NCBI's taxonomy places the organism in Eukaryota, Viridiplantae, Streptophyta, Magnoliopsida, Malpighiales, Salicaceae. The record is from the annotation of a GenBank genome assembly.
AUGUGCAGCUGCCAUCUGCCCGAGAGUGAUCCAGUCAGGAAUGAGGUCUUGCAAAGGAGACAGGCUUUGCAAAGGUACAGCCAUAUAUUAACUGCAGAUGAUCAUUAUAGCAGCUGGCAAGAGGUUGAAGAAGAGUGUAAAGAAGAUCCUGAGGGCCUGGCACUCAGAUUAGCAGGGAAAGGAGCUGUUUCUGCUGCCCUAGAAGUGGCUGAGAGUGCAGGAUUGUCAAUAGACUUGAGGAGAGAACUCAAGGGUCGGCAACUCGUGAAACUUCUCACUGCAGACCCUCUCAAUGGUGGGGGUCCUGCUGAAGCUUCACGCUUUCUUUCAUCACUACGUGAUUCAGAUGAUGCUUUACCAGUUGCAAUGGGUGCAAUGCAGCUCUUACCCAACCUGCGGUCAAAGCAACUUCUUGUUCACUUUUUCCUUAAACGAAGAGAUGGGAAUCUAUCAGAUGUUGAGGUUGCCCGGCUUAACUCAUGGGCUUUGGGCCUUCGUGUUCUUGCUGCCUUGCCCUUGCCAUGGCAGCAAAGGUGCUCUUCCCUGCAUGAGCACCCGCAUUUGAUAUUGGAGGUUCUGCUGAUGAGGAAACAGCUGCAAUCUGCUGCUCUGAUCCUUAAAGAAUUUCCUUCUUUGAGAGACAACAGUGUAGUUGUUUCAUAUGCUGCUAAAGCAAUUGCUGUUAGUAUUAACUCUCCCUUCAGAGAACCACGGAUCUCUGUAUCUGGAACAAGACCAAAACCUAAAACGCGAACAGGUGUGCCUGCAAGGUCGUCUUUUACUAGCAGUUUAAGUAACUUGCAAAAAGAGGCUCGUAGAGCCUUUUCUUGGGCCCCGCGAAAUAAUGGAGAUAAGAAUGCUCCAAACGAUUCUUAUCGCAAAAGAAAGAGUUCUGGUUUGUCACCAUCUGAAAGAGUGACAUGGGAGGCAAUGACUGGAAUUCAAGAAGAUCAUGCAUCAUCAUAUUCUGCAGAUGGGCAGGAGCGGCUCCCAUCGGUUUCAAUUGCUGAGGAAUGGAUGCUAACUGGUGAUGCUAAUAAGGAUGAAGCUGUUCGUGCAUCACACCGAUAUGAAAGUGCCCCUGACAUUAUACUUUUUAAGGCGCUGCUAUCAUUGUGUUCUGAUGAAUUGAUGUCGGCCAAAAGUGCUCUGGAUUUAUGUAUGAAUCAGAUGAGGAAUGUUUUGGGUGCACGACAGUUACCAGAUAAUGCAUCAACAGAAACAAUCGGUAGAGCAUAUCAUGCGACAGAGACAUUUGUUCAGGGGCUACUUUAUGCUAAAUCCCUGCUGAGGAAGCUUGUUGGGGGGAGUGACUUGUCCAGUAAUUCUGAAAGAAGUAGGGAUGCUGAUGAUGUAUCUUCAGAUGCUGGUAACUCUAGUGUAGGCAGUCAGUCCACAGAUGAGCCAUCUGAAAUCUUGUCACAGGCAGAAAUUUGGCUAGGAUGUGCUGAGCUGCUCCAAAGCCUUUUGGGGUCAGGAAUUGCUGCUUCUCUUGAUGAUAUUGCUGAUAAAGAGUCAUCUGCCCGUCUUCGUGACAGGUUAAUUGUUGAUGAACAGUACAGCAUGGCUGUCUAUACUUGCAGAAAGUGUAAGAUUGAUGUUUUCCCUGUAUGGAAUGCUUGGGGACAUGCUUUGAUUCAGAUGGAACACUAUGCACAAGCUCGUGUAAAAUUCAAGCAAGCUCUUCAAUUGCACAAGGGUGACCCUGCACCCAUCAUUCUAGAAAUUAUUAAUACAAUUGAAGGAGGCCCGCCAGUGGAUGUGUCAGCUGUUCGUUCUAUGUAUGAACAUUUGGCCAGAAGUGCACCAACUAUCUUGGAUGAUUCUCUUUCUGCCGAUUCAUACCUCAAUGUUCUGAACAUGCCGUCUACAUUUCCACGUUCAGAGAGAUCCAGGCAUUACCAAGAAUCUGCAAAUAAUAACUCAGCUUACAGCUCUGAGUUUGAAGAUGGACCUCGCAGCAACUUGGACAGCAUUCGUUAUGUUGAGUGUGUUAAUUAUUUACAGGAAUACGCUCCUCAGCAUUUGGUUGGAUUUAUGUUCAGACAUGGGCACUACACUGAUGCCUGCAUGUUGUUCUUUCCCCAAAAUGCUGUUCCACCACCUCCUCAACCUUCAGCCAUGGGAGUAGCGACUUCAUCUUCAUCGCCUCAAAGACUUGACCCUUUAGUAACCGAUUAUGGGACCAUUGAUGAUUUGUGUGACUUUUGUAUUGGUUAUGGUGCCAUGAAUGUUCUUGAAGAAGUCAUAUCGACAAGAAUAGCAUCUGCAAAACAACAGGAUGUAGCAGUAAAUCAGCAUACUGCUGCAGCCCUUGCACGUAUUUGCACCUAUUGUGAAACUCAUAGGCAUUUCAAUUAUCUCUACCAGUUUCAGGUAAUCAAGAAGGAUCAUGUUGCUGCUGGACUAUGUUGUAUUCAGUUAUUUAUGAAUUCUUCUUCACAAGAGGAAGCUGUUAAACACUUGGAAAACGCAAAGAUGCAUUUUGAUGAAGGAUUGUCAGCUCGAUACAAAGGUGGAGACUCUACAAAGCUUGUCACUAAGGGUGUUAGAGGAAAAAGUGCAUCUGAGAAGCUCACGGAAGAAGGACUUGUUAAGUUUUCUGCUAGGGUUUCAAUCCAGAUGGAAGUUGUGAAAUCCUCCAAUGAUUCAGAUGGACCACAGUGGAAACAUUCUCUUUUUGGAAACCCAAAUGAUCCAGAAACCUUCAGGAGAAGGUGUGAGAUUGCAGAGACGCUUGUCGAAAAGAACUUUGAUUUGGCUUUCCAAAUAAUCUAUGAAUUUAAUCUUCCAGCUGUUGAUAUAUAUGCUGGUGUUGCUGCAUCACUUGCUGAGAGAAAAAGAGGCGGCCAGUUGACAGAAUUUUUUAGAAACAUUAAAGGAACUAUUGAUGAUGAUGAUUGGGAUCAGGUCUUGGGGGCUGCAAUAAACGUAUAUGCUAACAAACAUAAAGAACGUCCAGACCGUCUCAUUGACAUGUUAACCAGUAGUCACAGGAAGGUGCUGGCUUGUGUUGUCUGUGGUCGUCUAAAAAGUGCAUUCCAAAUCGCUUCUCGAAGUGGAAGUGUGGCUGAUGUUCAAUAUGUAGCUCAUCAGGCAUUACAUGCAAAUGCACUGCCGGCCAAUACAAUUGCUUUCGAAGUUUGUGAUAUGAAGAAUGGUAGAAGUAGUUUCCAGCACUGCACUAGGAUGCUGAGAUUAUCACAAUUACCUUCAAAGCCUGCACUAUAUGAACUACCAGAGCAAAAGCAUUUGAGAGCAAAAGCAUUUGAGUUUCAAGGAUGUGACGAGAAAACUAUAAGGCUGGUCAAAAUUUACACAAAGGCUGAUCAGCAUUCUGCACAGACGCUCAAACAAGUUGUUCAAUUGAAAAACCUUUUUUGGAUACUAGAGAUGUUCAAUUGGAAACCUUUUGGAUACAUGACAGUGCUGCCAGAGUUGAUUAAAGAACAGAUGAUGACAAAGUAA